Messenger RNA from Mercenaria mercenaria, 14551 nucleotides. RefSeq lists its product as uncharacterized. The record is from RefSeq and is a predicted model, not a curated record. Lineage: Eukaryota; Metazoa; Mollusca; Bivalvia; Venerida; Veneridae. Gene Ontology annotation, molecular function: lipid binding. The transcript is spliced from 14 exons. The coding region runs from base 94 to 2202 and encodes 702 amino acids.
ACGAACGUCAUUUCUGGAAAAAUAAAAUAAAAAUUUUCUUUUUAUGAUAUAUCAACGCUCUUUUUAUCUUGUGAGAUGAAAUAAUAAAAAAAGAUGUAUAACCUAAUUAUUUCGGUUGUAGCAGUUUUGCUAUGUGUGGCUGUCUUAAACUUUUUGAAGUAUUUUUUCAUCAGCAAGAUGAGAAUUGAUGAUAGAGAUCAAAAGAAGAAACCCAAACUCUCUACAUAUGAAGUUCUCACACUGCUCAGAGAUUUAAAGCCUUUCCCUAUAAGUGUUCACAAGGGUUGGAAGUUACAUUCAUUUCGUCACAACAGUAGAGUAUGGUGCCAAGAGAUAUCCGUAAACAGCAAAAGCUCAAGUGUUGAUGUUUACGCUGCCUACACAAAAACCAAGAUACCAGCCCAGUUAGUUCUACAAAUUCUGAAAGAUAUUUCUAAAACAUCAAGCUGGAAACCAGGUUGCCUAGCAACCAGCAUCACAUCAAGACCAAUGGAGAGUGAAGCAGGAAUUAGAACUAAGAGCACUAUGGGUAAUUUACCGGUGCAACAUGACAUAGUGAUAGAAGAAACCAGUCCAGAUACUACACAUAGCUAUGGCAUAUGGUCACUGAUCUCACAUGAAAAUAGAUCUCUUCAGACAGUACAAAAGGAACACAGAAGAUACUGGCAUAGGGAAGACAAUGGUGUAUGCUGGCAUCUUCAGAUGUGUGAGUCUCACCAGGAGUGGCUCUUCUUCCUUGCACAACCUGUGGAAGAUGUAGAGGAGUGUUUAUUGACGGUGCUAGGUUAUCAAGACAGAGAGAACCGUAUAACUACUGCCAGUUAUGUCUCGGAGGCACUCAGUUCAUUCACGGAAUAUAUCCAGUACCGAAAACUAGCUGCCACCCCACUAGUCGAAAUAAAACUCCCUUCACCUCGGUCAGAAAAGGUGUUAAGGUCAUACAGUUCAUCUGAAGAUGUAACAAGUCCGGGAAGAAAGAUGUUUUUACGAUUUCGAUCUCUAGUUGAAAAACCUUCAUUUGGUGCUGAUAAAUUAUAUUCUCCAAAGCAGCAGAUUAUUCGUUCUGCUUCCAUUUUGAAACAUAACAGUCCAACGUUUUCAAAUGGGCUAGACAUUAACAAGUCUGUAUCUGAUACAUUGAAAACUAGUUCUCUUGAUAGAAGGAAGGAUAUGCCAAAACUUGCUACAAUAAAAGAUGCUAAUGUAAAUAACAAUGAAGAUGAUGACAUAAGUGGGAAUUCAGCAAGCAAUAAAACGGUCAUUGAUGCACGCCAUGCAGACAUGGAAGAAAGAAAAAAUGAAAUAAACAGCAGUUCUAGUGGAUCUGCAGUGUUUCAAGAAGCUCAGAGUGUCAGCGACUCCAGUGCCUCAGAGACUGGAGGUGGUAGGGUAGAUGUAGAGAAAGAAAGGAAGGAAGAUAUAGACAGGAUUCUUGAUGCAGAUAUAAAUGCUGAAGAAGAAUUUGAAAAAUCCACAGAAAAUCUGCUCAAAUCUACAGAUUCUAAAGAGGACAUUUAUCACAUAGUCCAAGCCAAUCAGACAGCGGCAGAACUUCUUGCAGUUGCACUUCAAGCUUCCAACAUAGAUCUGAGCAAGUCAGUACAUGAUCAAGUCGUCAACUCAGGAGGAUGGAUGUUUUGUGGCCUUGAAAAUGAUGUUGUUGUUUUGAAGAAAGUUUCAAUUAAAGAAAACCUUCACUGUUACCUUGGAAAAGGAAUCAUUCAAGCGGAUCCUCGAGCUGUUUGGAACGCAAUAAAGAAUCCCCGUACAAAGUUCACAUAUGAUGACAGCCUUAAGAAAGUGGAUGUUUUGGAAAAAGUAUCUGACUCUAUCAAAAUUGUAUAUUAUUACCACGAGGUGCUUCAGCUGUUCAAGACAGAGUGCUGUGACAUGAUAGUUAUGCAGAGUGAGAGAGUGGACAGUGGAGAAAAAUAUAUCCUGGCAUUUCAGUCAACAGAAAGAUCAGGAGUUACCCUGCCUGAAAAUACUACCAGAGUUAAGGUGCUUCCUAGUGGUUGGAUUCUAGAACCAGUUAGCAAGGAGAAGAAAAUAUUCACCAUGGUUACCUACAUAAUGCAGAUUGAUUUUGGAGAUAUGCCCCUCAGAGCUGACAAGUCCCCAUUUGAAGAUCUCAUAUCCAAACAACCAAUGAGCAUCGCUUAUCUUCGCCAGUAUCUUCGCGGAUGUGUUUACCACAAAUAAACAUUCAGCAUCGCCUAUCUUUGCGGAUGUGUUUACCACAAAUAAACAUUCAGCAUCACCUUUCUUUGCCAGUAUCUUUGCAAAUGUGUUUACCACAAGUAAACAUUCAGCAUCACCUGUCUUCGCAGAUGUGCUUAACACAAGUAAACAUUCAGCAUCGCCUAUCUUUGCCAGUAUCUUCGCAGAUGUGUUUACCACAACAUUGCCUGUCUUUGCCACAAUCUUAAUGGAUGUAUUUACAGAAUAUAUCAGAAUAGAUGCUGAUGUGUAAACUGUUAAGUUUUAUUAAGUAGACUUUCAGCACUGCCAAAAUUGAACAUCUGUGAGUAUUUAUUUUCUACAAUAGAUCAUGAAACACCUGGUCAUCUCUGAAGUUAUUAACAUUCAAAAUCUUGAUGGGUUACUUUACAGCUUGUGAACAUUAAACUUUUGGUGUCUUCAGGUAUAUCUACUUCACAAGUAAACAUUGUGCCUUUUGACUGUCAUUGUUAUAAAUUGGAGUUUUGGUCACUGGAUAUGCUUACCACAAAAAAAGUGUUGAUCGCCUUUUUCUGCCAGUGUCAGUGUGGAGAAGGUAUAAUACUCCUGAUGGACUAUAAACUUUGCUGUUUUGUAGAUAAACUGUGGCUAGUUACCACAGGGUCAUUGACUAUAGUUAUCGAUACCGCCAUACAUAAAUGUUAAAAGUAAAUUCAGAAACACCCAGCCAUGUAUACAUUAUCAUUUGACUGCUCUAUCGAAGUCAGCAAAUUUUAGACCUCUCUCAACAACUGUAGGAAAGUUGUAUUUUGUAUUAAUUUAGUUGUUACUUUUUCAGUGUUAUUUGUUGGGUAUGGACAAUUUGACAAAAGAGAUGGAAAAAUCUUAAGUAGUAUCAUUAACCCUUUGCCUGCUGGCGGCAGUAAUUCUGCCUUUGCGACCAGUGCAGACCAAGAUCAGCCUGCACAUCCAUGCAGUCUGAUCAUGGUCUGCACUGUUUGCUAUUCAGUCAGUAAAUUUUCAGUAAACACCCCUUCGAAUAAUAAAUGGUAUUGCCCAAAUUGAAUGAUGGACCAGUCCAUUAUAGAAAUUUAGCAGGCUAAGGGUUAAGGGAGGGAAUACUGUACUGUGUUAAUACUGUUACAUGAAACAGUUCAGAACCAAUGCAGGUGAUAGUUCUGUGAAUGUGACAUGAAUCAGAAACAAGGUUGUCAAAAAAUUAGCAUAUAACUACAUGUAUUAAGGAGAAAAUGAGAAAUAAAUCUUUGCAUUCUUCACAUUUAUGAUGCAUCUCUUUUGUACCUUGCUGUGGCAUUAUUAAUUUUGACAUUUAACUUACUGAUAAUCCAAAAAAAAACACAUUGCGAGGGUUGAACACAGAACUGUCGUAACUCAUGUUAAGUAAGGAAGGAGUUACAACAGUUUACGUUCAGCUCUCGAUUUUUAAAGACAACGUUAUUUACCAUUGCUUGUUGAAGCUUUGUGUAUAGGCCAAUAUUUCAUGGCAUUCUUGCCUUGAUUUCAUUAUUGUAGGAAUAUUGUUCAAUGUUAUAUAUAGAGAUUAUUUACCUACCCUGUGAUCAUGUAUAUUUUUGUUGAUGAAGUAUGGACAGGUGUCGGAACACUUGCAGACAGUCUUGAUACCUUGACACUACAGUAAUUUGACAUCCCUGAAGUGAAAAUAUCUUCAAUGAAUAAAAAACGGCAUGUUUUAGAAAACUUAAAAAAAUACCUUUGUAUCCUGUUUUACUGAUUUGUCACCAAAAUUUUCCCAGUUCAUACAGAAGCCUCAUAGCUAAAGAUUUUAUAUUCUGACAAUACUAAUUGUCAUAUAUUUAUAGAACUGAAAGUUAUUUUAUGAAAUAUAUAUGUGCCUUUUUACAUUGUCAGUAAUGAAAGGUUGUAUUUGCUAUUAUGGCUUAUUUUCUAUAAAGUUAUUGUAUCCAAGAUCACAUAAUAUGCAGUAAAAAUGGGAAUGAGGCAAAUAGAUGAAAUAUUUCUAAAACUGACCAGGAGAUGGACUGUUUGUAACAGAUACGACCUUAUAUUAUUCACAAAAUGCUAUUUUUGGUUCAGUAAAAAGGGUUAUAUGUUUCAGGUCAUUUCCCUUUCAUUGUAGUUUUAAAAGAAUGUGUAGGUCCUGAAACAUUGUAAGUAACCACUUAGCACCUCAUAUUUUAGGGGUGUCAAUUUAUACUGCAUCAUAUCGAAAUGUUUGUGAUAUGUAUUUUUUUAAAUUAUCAGGUUUUCAUAAAAUGAAUUACUGAAUCCAUAGUCACAGUUCAGUGGUAAUCAAGACCCAUAGUCUUUAUCAAAGCCAAAAUUAAUACAAAUGAGCUGCACCAUGAGAAAACCAACAUAGUGGUUUUGCAACCAGCAUGGAUCCAGACCAGCCUGCACAUCCACGCAGUCUGGUCAGGAUCUGUGCUGUUGGCUAAAGGUUUCUCUAAUUGCAAUAGGGUUUGAAAGCGAACAGCAUGGAUCCUGAUCAGACUGCGCCGAUGCGCAGGCUGGUCUGGAUCCAUGCUGGUCACAAACGCACUAUGUUGGUUUUCUCAUGGCGCGGCUCAAUUAUAGACUAAGUUCAUUAUUCCUUGGAGAGUACAUGCCGUCAGUUUGAAACAUAAUGCAUUCUUUUCUGUAUUUCAUGUAGUGGUACACAACUGUAAGUCUAUAGUUUUUUUGUGUGUGUUUUUUUUUCUGUCAUCAUUUUUCUAUGAGUUAGUUUAGCUAUGUUGUGGUUCAAAUGAUAGGAAGGAGAGUAGAGGUCUUAAAAUGUAAUAUGGUCAGUGUGUUUUACAAAGAGAAGAAAAAUUAACUUUGUAUAACAGGUAUAUUUUAUUUAAUAUGGUUUUUAAUUUAGUUUUUAAGGUGAAAUGAUCUGAUUAGAACUAUGUAUUUUACUUUUAGUUGAAAUAUGUUAAUGUUAAUAUACCAUUUAAUCAUGAAAUGGGUUAAUUAUGGUUCAGUGGUUUAAGUUUUGCUGCCUUCAUGUCACCAUCUUGUAACUUGCAGACACUCAGAAACUUGUUAUAAUGAAAUUGAAAAUUGGCUAUUGUAUCAACAGAUUUUAUAGAAUACAGCUUUUUUUUUAAAAAAAAGCAACAAAAAAAAAUCAAAAAUCACCCUUUUAUACUUUCAAACUGUGAAAUUAUACAUUUUAAAAGAAAAUUUGGCAUGAAAAAAGAUUACUUUUCUCUAUGGUGAAUUUAUCUGAUAAAGAUUUAAUUUCAGUUGUAUGAUAAUGUAUUGAAAGUGAUUUUUUUUUUGCCCUGUGUCAAAAUGCAUGGGAUAGUUUGUUUUUUUAUAUUCCUUACAAGCCAUAACAAAUUGUGUUGCUUACUGUCUUCCAUACAUUUUAUAUGCAUGUAUUUUGUGUUUUUGUUUCCGAAAAUAUUGAAAAAUAUUCAGGGUAUGAAGAUAUUAUUAGUAUAUAAAUUUUUGAAAGGGUCAUAUCUGAAUGAAAUAUUAUGUUGUUUCUAUGUGUUGAACAAAUUUUGCAAAUGUACAUCAAAAUAAUUGUAUAUCUAUGUUUUAUUGUUGCCUGAAUACUGGAUCCAUAGACAUCAGUAUCAUACUUGUGUAGUGAUUAUGAUGCUUUUUGCCCAGUUUUUAGAACUUUUGACAUUUGUAAUAAUAAAUGGUAAAAUAUGUUUGUAAAAUAUUCAGCAGUCUACCCUGAAAUGUAGGUUAACUUCAGUUUGCAUUUCAUGUGAUCAUUUUAUUUUGCUCAGUGUUCAGUUUUAACUCUUACACCUGUAUGAGUGUAAUAGACUUAUCUGUUCAGUGUUUGUAUGACCCAUGCAUCAGACUAUUCCAUUGAUACAGGGUGGAAGGGUUUGAAUGUUGUUUUAUAUAUACCCGGUAUGAUUUUGCUAAAAUUUUAAACAAUUCCAAUAGGAAUACACAUGCCAUAAAUCAUACAGUAUACAGGCUGCCACCAAAAGAGCUCUCCACUUGGUUUUAUUUAUAUUUCUUUAAUUCAGAUUCAUUCCCUUUCAGUUUAGGACAGAGACAGUGUGAUAUUUGGUACUUUUAUCGAAUGGCUUGCCAGUAAAUGUUUUGACUAUUGAAUGACAGGUCAUUCAGUAAGUGUUUUAUUACAUGACGGAAAUAAAUUGUGGUUUGUAUUUUCUUCAAGUUUUGACUUUAGCCACAAAAAAAUUGGUGUUGAACCAUAGACCAGACAAUAGCACAAACUAUGGACUGGUGAUUUUAGUCAUAUAAUAAUAUGUAUCAUGCAAAACACAAAAUAUAUAACAUGAAGCAUUUUCAGUUUUAGAAAUUCGUGAAGGUUAUGGAAAGUUUCAUGAAAACAGAAAAAUUAUGUGAAAAUUACAGUUUGUACAUAGAGAAUCAUUGAAGGAAGUGAACUUCUACUGUCACAGUAAUUUUUGACAUUAUGGUUUCUAUUGCUGGACUAAAAUUCUUCCAUUUUCAUUGAAAAAUUUCAAAUUCAAUACAGGCACACCUGUAAGACAAGUCACUUAUAAGCCAUGUAUUCACAAAAUCUCCUUGUUCCUUAGGCAAACCAUAAAUACUUAAUAACAAUUUAGGAGUAUUAACAAAUUCAGGUGGUUAUUUUCUUUUUGGGACAGCCUGCAUGUAUGUCAGUUGAAGGUGCUAAACUUUAAUACGUUUGAGAUUUUUUGUCAAUGUUAAGUCAAAGUUUAGGUGCCUUAUGUAUAAUCUGCUUUAGAUUGUGUUCAAGAUUAAUUUUAAAAUGUAUCAUGACACAAGUUAUCGUAUUUAUUGAAAAAGUCAUUUACUGUGUAUAUAUGUCAUAUGUAUGUAUUCAUGUGUAUUCAAAGAACUUAUGAGUCAUCUUCUUAAAAAGGUUUACAUUAAUACUUUGUAAAAUACUUGUAAACUUUUUCUGACUUAUAAUUUGAUGUAUAUUCACACUUUUUGUGAAGGAAGUAUCAGAAAAUGAUUUUAUUGUAAUAAUUCACAUAUUUGACUGUAGAAUUCAUUACACAACAAAACGAUUUUUUAGGAUGGGGGUUUUCUUGUGAUGACUCUAGUUGAUUGAACUCUAGUUGAUUGAAUUGCUUUAAUUUAAUGAAUUUUAUAUAUCUUGUAGGAUGCCUUUACUUAGAUCAGUAAUUGCCCAUUUCAAUAUUACAAGAAAAUGAUGCAUUAGUAAGCAUGAAAACUGCAUCAUUGUUAAAAUUUGGCAUAUUUUGAUUUACUUAAUAGCAAGAACACAUCUUGACUUGCGACAAAUUUGUUUAUUUAGACAGAUUCAACACUGCCCAUUUUGUUUUCAAAGGAAAUAUGAAUUUCUGUUUCAGGUCCAAGGAAAAUAAAAUUAAUGUUUAAUUUCUCAAAAUUCAUGCAAUACAGGUUUAUAGGGUAUAUAUGGGGUCAUCUUUCAGUUGAUCAUGUGUUUAGUUGAUUGCAAAAUGUUUGUGGAGUCAACUACUUCGGAAUCCACAGUUUUUAAGGGAUCUCAAUGUAACCUCACACAUUUUUGUCUUACGUGGACUGAUGUGGGGGCACCCAUAAACCUUUUUAGGUUUUAGUGCUAACUGCUUCAAAAUUUUAAGGGAUUUCAAUGGUACUUUACACAGGUGAUCACCAUGAAGAGUAGUUUUGUGUUACAUUUUUUCUUGUAUGGACUGCGGUACCCAUACCCCUUAAGGUUUUGAGGCAAAUUGACUCCAGAGUUCUAAGCAUAUCCCAAUGUGGAAUGUAACACAGGUGAUCACCAUGAAGAAAAGUUGUGUGACAUUUUUUCUUGUGUGUACUAAGGUACCAGUACCCCAUAAGGUUUUGAGGCAAACUGACUCCAAAGUUCUAAGAGGUUAACAGAGGUAUCACUGAGAAGAGUAGUUGUAUGUAACUUAUUUUUCUUAAACAGACCAGGAUUUGGUAUUGGAGCACCAAUACCCCCACAAGUUUGAAAAAAUAGUUUGUGGAGUAAACUUUCACAGUUUUACGGGGAUUCCACUGAAACUCCAUACAGUUGGUUAGAUUGAUGUGUGGCUGAAUGUGACAUUGGAUUGGGACACUAGGGCACAUCAGAUACUUAUUUAUUGUUAGUUUUUAAAAACAUUUUUGUCUGUAUAUUGUCAACUGGUAACAUAUUGUUGGCAUGCAAUAUCUGUUGCUUUUAUUUGUAUUCUUAGUUAUAUUUUAGGUGUGCACCCUUGAACUUUCCUUUCCAUUGUCAAAGCUGUAAUCGGGGGUAUUUGUCACAUUUUAGCUGCUUUUAUAGCUGUGAUGAUGUAUAUAGUUUUGAUAUGCUAGAAAGAGUGAAUUCACCCAUAUUGUUCCUGUUGAUACACCCACCUAUAUAUAUUAGUCCAUUCCUUUGCUUGUUUUAAUGUCAAAAUGAAUAUAAUUUAAAACUACCCAUUCAUGGAAAGGUUUUUAAUCUAAGUGUCUUAUUUUACACAAAAUAUUUACAAAAAGUGAAAAUUUUUACUUUUUCAUUUGUCCAAAAAUCGUUUGGAUAUAUUUUUUUUUUCAAAACAUUGUUUGAUAUUUUACGUGGAUACUGAACUUUGAUAUACAAUUUUAUUCCAAAGACCACUUUUCCAAAACACAAUUUACAGGGAAUUUCAUUUUACCUGAAUUGUGAAUUAAUUCUAAGCAGCUUCAGGUCUUACCCAGUGUUUGUUUUUUUCCAAGACUGUGUCACAGUAAAGUGGACUAACUUAAGGUUCAGGAGUCAUUUUGAACAGUAUGAUGGAAUAAAACUAAUAUUGAAUUCUUAUAGAAAUAUGAUAGUUUUCAGCAAGAUAAUUUUACAGAUUCAUAUUAACUUGGCCCCUCUAUACAAGGUAUAUAAUACCGGAUGAAAACUAAUCUGAAACUGCCUAAUAAAAUGUUCUAAAUUUGAUUAAUUGAAGGUGAAAUUUUAGAAUUUAAAUUUUACCUAUCAAUAUUAAGAUUCAAUUUUGAUUCCAAGUUGGGUAAAAGCUGACAGUGCAUUAAUAAGGAGUUCUGAUGGGUAUAUAUGCAGUAUUCAGUAAAUGAACACAAACACUCAUUAUAUUGAUAAAUAUUUUAUAUUAAAGUCAUACCUUUUACUGUGUAACCAGAUAAACUAUCAUUCUGUUUAGCAGUCAGAGUUACCAGUACAUAAAAAAUGGAAUGUUAGCUACCCAACAGGCAUUCUUCAUGUAAAAAAAUUGUAAAUAUGGUUUGUUGUAAAAAUGUAUCUAUAAUGUAGAUUUUAAUGUAUUUGCUGCUAUAUCAAUAUAACGGUAUGUUGUCACCAUGUUUCCAUCAUCUGAGCCCUAGUAUCAACAACUAACUGUAUUCUCCCCCCCUCCCCCACCCCGCCCAACUCAUCAUGUUCCUGUACAUUCAAGCCUCCGUAUCAACAAAUAGCUGUAAUUUUCCCCUGUUCCCCAACAUUCAAAUCUCAGUAUCAACAAAUAGCUGUAAUUUUUCCCUGUUCCCCAACAUAUAAAUCUCAGUAUCAACAAAUAGCUGUUAUUUUCCCCUGUUCCCCAACAUUCAAAUCUCAGUAUCAACAAAUAGCUGUACUUUUUCCCUGUUCCCUACAUUCAAACCCCAAUAUCAACAAAUGGCUGUACUUUGCCCCUUGUUCCCCAACAUUCAAGCCUCAGUACCAACAAAUAGCUGUACUAUGUUCCCUGUUCCCAAACCUUUCAUUGUAGAUGUACUUCUCCCCUGCCCUGAACCUUCCUGCCCUUUUAACAUACAUAGCUGUACUUUAUACCUGUCCCCCAACAUUCCAGUCCCUUUAUUUUUCAUUCCCCUGUAUCAUUAUUUAACAGUACUUUACCAUUUUUUUUCAGAACUACCAGCCCCCGUAUCAAUGCACUGUACUGAGAACAAUGCAAAUAAUCAAUGCAAAUUAUUGAAGUCUAUAACAUAUAUGUAUUUUAAAUACCACAUUAUAUAAAGGGAUCUUAUUGUGCUGGCAUAAGAAUAUAUCAUUUUGAGCGAUCAGUAACUGGUCAUAUUAAGUUAGUAGGCAAGUGUUUGAACUAUUUGACAGGUAAGCUUUAGUGAGCUUACUGUAUUUUUACCGCACAAGCCUAUUUACCAUAACACUACCAGAUACUGAUCUAAUAAUUCUUUUAUUAUCAUGUUGUUAAGUCAUUGUUGAAAAGUCUUCCAGGGUUUUAAACUCAUUCGAGCAGAAGUCCCCGGAUAAGCUAUUACAUGUUACAUGUAGUUUGUUUGGGUAUUUUGUUUGCUUUCCAUUUGUCACCAGACUGAUACUAGAAAAAAACAAAACUUCUUCUCAUUUAAGAAAUGGUGUAUCUCCAUUGCACUUUUUCUGUUGCAUUCUCUCUUAGAUCCUUAUUAUUACAUAUUUUCUUGAACUAUUAUCACCUUUGUUCAAAAUACUAGGCUGCAGUGCAUUAAGUGUAUGUCAGAGUUAUAAUUGAGUUUGUUAUGGACAUCUGUAGGCAUGCCCCUUUAAAGUAAAUUGAUGUAAAUGAGAUGUGAAACCAAAAUUUGUAGUCCUGUUUGGCGCCAUAUAACCUAUACUGUGUUGGUGCGCCAUAAAACCCAAAUAAAUAAAUUUAAAGUAAAUUGUUAUGUUAUAUGCCCCUUUAAAGUCAAUUUUGAUGUGAUAUCCCGUUUAAACCAAUUUUGAUGUGAUUUCCAUCAGGAGGUAUGCCUCUCUAAAGUCAGUUUUAACGUUGAGGAAAUCUACACCUAAAAUAAUUUAUAAACAGGAUAUAAGACAUUACUUUGUCUAGUUGUUACUUUUUUAUUUAUGGCUCAUUCUUACCACUGUAUCUGUGUACAAAAAUGUCAAUACCAUUGUUUUGUAACUUUUAUUUAUGUUACAAGAUUGAAUUAAUGAAUUUUUUUUUUAACAUUUAUUUUAUUGCCAGUGAAAUGUGAUAAGAUACGAGACACAAAGUUUUUUAUAUCAGUUUCAAAAUUUUCAUUUCCUUGUAUAUACAUAUAUAUAGUACAAAAACAUAUGAAUAGAACCAUUUAUUAAUUAGGGUUUUGGGCUUCCAUAGAUAUGUAACAAACAUAGUUUAUAUUUAAGUUAGUGCUGUAGUUUAAGUUUUGUGAUGUUAAUUAACCAUUAGCCGGCUAAAUUUCUAAAAUGGACUAGUCCAUCUUGGGCAGUACCAUUUAUUAUUUGAAUGGGUACUCAUUGAAAAUGUACUGACUGAAUAGCAAACAGUGCAGAGACCUUGGCCUGCACUUGUUGCAAAGGCAGAAUCACUUGACACCAGCAGGCUGAAGGUUGAGAAAACUUAAAAGUAUUUGCUCAUUUAAGGAAAGGCUGAUCUUCAAGUUGUACUUAAUUGUAAAACAUUAAAUUGUCUUUGUUCCAUCAUUUUUUUUUUUUUAGAUGAAAUAAAUUUUAAGGCAAGUCAAGAAGUGAAUACAAUAUUUAUGUCCAUUUGAAAUAUGAAGUACACAAUCAUGGUAAUUUAAUGUAAAGAUUACAUUUUCAGAUUAGAGAAUCAUUUCUUAUUGAAUGUAAAACAUUUAGAGUACACAGGGUUUUUUUAUGCCCCCGAAGGGAGGCAUAUUAGUUUUCAACUGUCCGUCCGUUAGUUUGUCACACCAAUGUUAACUUUUUGCAUGAAGGCACUUUACUCGCAAACCACUGCACCCAGGACCUUCAAACUUCACAUGCUGAUAGUACUUAUUGAGUACACGACCCCUACAGACUUUGAGGUCACCAGGUCAAAGGUCAAGGUCACAGGGGCCAAUGUUAACUUUUUGCAUGAAGGCACUUUACUCACGAACCACUGCACCCAGGACCUUCAAACUUCACAUCCUGAUACUACAUAUUGAGUACACGACCCCUACUGACUUUUGGGUCACCAGGUCAAAGGUCAAGGUCACAGGGGCCAAUGUUAACUUUUUGCAUGAAGGUUCUUUACUCGCGAACCACUGCACCCAGGACCUUCAAACUUGACGUGCUGAUAGUACUUAUUGAGUACACGACCCCUACUGACUUUGGGGUCACCAGGUCAAAGGUCAAGGUCACAGGGGCCAGUGUUAACUUUUUGCAUGAAGGCUCUUUACUAGCGAACCACUGCACCCAGGACCUUCGAACUUCACCUGCUGAUAGUACUUAUUGAGUACACGACCCCUACUGACUUUGGGGUCACCAGGUCAAAGGUCAAGGUCACAGGGACCAAUGUUAACUUUUUGCAUGAAGCCACUUUAUUCGCGAACCACUGCACCCAGGACCUUAAAACUUCACAUGUUGAUAGUACUUAUCGAGUACACAACCCCUAUUGACUUCGGGGACACCAUGUCAAAGGUCAAGGUGACCAGGUCAGAGGUCAAGGCGCUGCGGGGGCAUUUGUCACCAUUAGUGACAGCUCUUGUUUUUAUAUUGAUCAUACAUUCUGGCCGAAUUAGUCUUAAAUGUUACUCUAUAAUUUUAUCUUUUACUGUUUUUGUAAUUUUUCAUUUCCUCACACUUACUUUUCACCUUAGAAGUUUCCUUAUGUCCCUCUUGUUUGACCACGGUGAAAAAAAUUCUACAAGGGUAUUGUUCAAUAUAAACAUUUCCUUUUUCAUGCAUGCAUGGAUAAAAGCAACAUUGCAUAAACAUUAAACAUAACAUGCAUGGAUAUUAAAAAAACAUUGCAUAAAUGUUCAACAUAACAAGCUGAUAUAUUAUAUGGACUCAUUUUAUUUGAAUUGCUUCCCUUUUAUAUGAUGAAGUAUUUCAUUGCAUUUUUUUCUUUACAUUCCCUUCUAUUUAAAAAAUGAAAUAUUAUUAGACACGUUUUCUUCUAUACGAAUAGAUUUUAAAAAAAAAGAACAGUAGAUAUUCAAAACCCAAACAUUUUGCAUUGUAAAACUGUAUAAUUACUGGUAUAUAACAAUAUUGUGUGGACUGGUAUAUCAUUGACGUUGGUUGGCCGCCCUGAAUAUGGAACCCCUACAAGCAGACUUAUUAUCUCAGCUGCAGAUCUGAUAUCUGUCAAUGAUAUACCAGUUUGUUUUUUGUUUGUUUUUUUUUUAAUUAAACUUAAAAAAAAAACCUGGUAUAUCAUUGACAGAUAUCAGAUCUGCAGCUGAGAUAAUAAGUCUGCUUGUAGGGGUUCCAUAUUCAGGGCGGCCAACCAACGUGACUUUUGGAUACUGUACACAAGGAGAAAAUAUCACUUUUCACAUGGCAUUUUGCCUAUAUUUUCCCUAUUACUUGACAGAUUUUCAUAUGAUAAUUAAAGAGCAUCGAAGACAGCAAAAUGAGUUUUCGACACAGUUAGUCCACGAAAAGCAGUUGGGCUAAGUGUUUGAGAAAAGUACUUAGACCUCAUGGCAGAGGCUUUGUGUAAAGGAAAGCACAUAUUUUUUUCUGUCAUCGACACACUUUGUUUUAUGAAAAUCUGUCAAGUAACUAGGGAAAAUAUUGGCAAAAUGUUACCUUCUCCGUGAGUACGGUAUCCAAAAGGCCACCCUGAUAUUGCAUGGUAAUACUUAGUCAUGUUUUUACUUCAGUGCAAUAUGUAAAAUAUGGGCAAUCUCACCUUGACAAUUUAUGACAUGUCUUUCCUAUGAGGAAACUAUCAUGUGAUUUUCAGGUGCAAAAAAUAAUGUUUAUAUCAGACAAGUAAACUUUGAAAUAGGAAACUUAAUCACAAUUUUUUACAUUACCUUUGAUCCCCUUUAUAGCUUAUUUAUAUCAUAUGUUUCUUUUAUUUCUAUACAUGUAUUUCAAAACAUUCAUGCACUCUUUAUUUAUAGACCAUAAUAUUGAAAAUAAAAAUAGAUAUACUUUAAUUUCCUGUCGAUAAACUAAAUGUCAUUUUACCUGAUUUGCCGUAAAAGAUGGUGUUUUUUUUUCAAAAUAAAAACAGAUUUGUUGUAUAGGUUAUACAAACAAAUACCCCCGUGGAUGGUUAUGUAAGAAGAACUUUUUAUCUUAUCUUCUUGCUAAUGUUCAUUAAUAUGUGUACAGAUAGAUAGGUGAACCAUAUGACAUAUGGUAAUACUAGAUUAUCCCAUGGAAACGUUUUAAUUUUUCAGCGUCACACCAAUGAUAAUCUUAUGAACUGCUGCCUUACCUACUGCCUUAAACAUAAUUUUGAAAACAUUAAGAGCAAAAUCCGCACAUUUGGAUAAUCCACAUAUGAAAUUAUUUGAGAAUUUUUUUUAAAGUUUUCGGGUAUUUUCAAGAUAUUAUUUUGGUGUGAAAACAGCUCUUUUUUAAUAUACAUGUUUUAAUAGCCACAUUCAACACAUAAAGCUGGUAUUUUAUUGUAACAACAGAUAUUUUCUUAAUUAUGACAUUUUACGGGUGACAUACCUAUCCGAUGAUUUUAUCGAACAUUUUACCUCCACUUUGAAAUGAUAUAUACCUUCAUCUCAUGUAUAUGUAUUUUGUUUGACUGUUCAGCUUAUUGCAUUAUGUAUAAUUAUGAUAAUAAAUUGCUUAAUAAGA